GUUGAUGAAUUUAAUGUUUCUCAUGUGUUCACUGUAUUUAUGCUACGUCGAUCCGACAAAAGGAAAGAUCGAGUUGAAAUAUCACCAGAACAAUUAUCUUACGCUUCAACACAAGCAGAAAUAUCCUUUUUGUGUUACUGAAGGCCAUUACAUCACACAAUUUUUACUUCUACGUGCAACAAAACGUCUGGAACAGAGCUAGGUUAUGUAAUGUAAAUAGUAUUAAUUUUGCCGACAAAUUGUGAGGUAUAUUCUACAGAAGUUUAAAACAGGGUCCCAUGACGGUCCUUGAAAAUCCUGGAAAGUCCUUGAAUUUGUUAAAAAAAUCCAGGCCUGGAAAGUCCUUGGAAACUGAUAAGGUCCUUGAAAGUUCUGGAUUUUUUUUCAGUAGGCUGGAAAUAAUUGAAUAUAUAUAUAUAUAUAUAUAUAUAUAUAUAUAUAUAUAUAUAUAUAUAUAUAUAUAUAUAUAUAUAUAUAUAUAUAUAUAUAUAUAUAUAUAUAUAUAUAUGUUAAUUAAAUCAAAGAUUCGAAACUUUUCUGGUGACAUCAGUCUGUUGCUAUGGAUCUGUCGCGACGCAUCUUUUUUUACAAUAAUAAGUUUAUGAAAUGUAUUCCGUAUGAAACCUGGACUAUGACAAAAAGAGGACAUAUUAAGGAGAAUACAGGCAUUCGAAAUGUGGUGCUGGAAAAAAUGCUUAAAAUCGGCUAUACACAGCAUAUAACAAGUGAGGACGUUUUGACGAUGCAUGAUUAAUGAAAAAGGUUGUUAUACUGCAAAGAAUAAUUGGACAACAAAAGAUGUAUAUUGCCAUGACCUAAGUCACCAUGACUGCAUGAGGACCUGUUAACAGCAGCCAUAAAGGUCAUUUUCUUGGGAAAAGGGACAGAUGAAGAAAAAUGUGUUCAUUGCAAGCUAUAGCAAUAUGAAGAAAAGAGCUAGUGAUAGACAAGCAUGCAUGGAAAAGUUUUAGCAGGACACUUUAGUUAUGAGCUUUUUCUAUACCGCUGUAUAAUUAUAUAAUGAUCAGAUACUUCCUUAAUGAUAACUACAGGUUAGGAAUGUUAACAGCAAAGAAAUGUCCAAUGAGAAUUUUAGGCUGGUAUCAUUCACAUCCACACAUAACUGUUUGGCCGUCUCAUGUUGGUAAGUAUAUAUACGUGCAUGCAUAAUAUACUAUAGUUUCCAUUAAAUAAAAGCUGCAUAUCUGAUUGGCUAUACCUAGCGGUGCGGUUUUUGUUAGAGGAGAGAAUGUAAACAAAUUUUACCAAAUAUGCCCUACUUUUGCAACGAAAAUCGAACUAUGCAUGGGAGUCUUUAUCCAGAUGAUUACAAGAAAUAUUCUAGUCAGUAAUUCACUUUGCCAAUUUGCGGUUUUGGGGAGGGAGAGAAAACAACGUCGAUGAGCUAACAUUUUGGCACGUUUCAUGGGCCGUACGAAAGACAUUGAUCGUAAAUCAAGAAUUUGUAAGUUUGAAUUUAUUUGAAAUAAAUGUGCAUAAUCGGGUCAAAAAUAUCUAAUUAUCGAAUGUAAAGACGUUUCUUCUAUCGAGCCACUGUCUUAAAGUGUUUUUUACAGUCUGUGGCGAAUUUCAAAUUUAUUUUAAUAUGCAGACGUCCAGACACAGGCUAUGUAUCAAAUAAUGGAUCCAGGUUUUGUUGGCUUGAUUUUCUCAUGCUUUAACGAUGAUACAGCUUCGACGGUAAGUAUCGUCAUCAUCAUUUCUAUAUAUUUUGUUCUGAUUUAAUGGGGUUUUUUUGCUGUAGAAUAAUUUAGUUGUAGGCUUUCGACACGAGAUCAAAGAAGUGAAGAAUUGCACGCCAAUUAUCUUGGAUAGGUCGUCGUCUUAAUCUAUAUAUAGUCUUGCGAUAGUCUAGUAAUGCGAUUUGGUUUUCUGCAAUCUCCACAUCACUGCAUCAGCACGACAGACACGCCAAACAACUCUGUAUGCAUUAUCUGCAUGAAUUGCUUUCGAAUGCAAUCUUCAGAUAUCUAAAAUGUUUAAUAUAUUUUUUUACCAUCAUUUGUGCUGUGUGGUUUCAAGUAUAAACAACAAGUCAAAUGAAAAUAAAGCAAUACAGUGCAUGCAUGGCCCACUUACUAUAGACAUAGUGAAAAUGUUCGCACGAACUGAAUUCUGUAUUCUUCUCGAGUCAACGGUUCUUUUCGAGGUCGUGGAGGAGUCAUGAUUUAAAAAAAAGCUGCAGUGUUCAAACAUCUGUAGCCGUAGGGAAGGUUGUAAUGUUUGGCGAACUUUAUACCCUAAUUAUGCAUGUGUGUAUGAUCCAUGCGUAGGAACAAAAUAAUUUACGUUGUCUUUGGUCAUCAUCAUCCCUAUCCUCAUCGCCAUCCUACUUAAAAUAAUCAUUUCACUUCCAUUUUAUGGACAGAUAAACACCACUUUCUCUAUCUUUUAGAGUGGUCAGAUACAAUUGACUUGUUUCCAGUCACAAGUAAAUAUCUCAGGCGAGUAAGUAAUGCUGUCUCGUAGAAAUAGUAGAUACCUGUAUCUAUUAUCCCCGGCGCGGACCGCCGUUGUAUAGGGUAAGCCCGGGUUGCAUGAGGGUACUAAUUUCGCACAGCUAUUUACUCCCGGGAAAAUGAAGGCUGCUAGCGGUUUCAAAAGUGGCAUAGUGGGUGGUUAUCUCACUGACACUGAUCUCAAAAUAUGGCGGCCUGCAGGGGUGGAAAGAGCCAACUGCCAAGUAGUGAAAAGAAUGAAAACAUAUGUGAUAUGGAAAAGUCUUUCAAAAUUAUUUCCAGGAGCGAACUGUAUGAUUGAACUGAUGUCGUUGCAACUUUGUUAAAUAGUUAAUCGGCAAAAAGCAUACAUGUAUGUAAUAUAAAGUUAAAUGAACAUUUCGUGAAGCGUUCAAGGUUGAAUAUUACCUUAAAUUCAAGCUUAUAGAGUGAGAAAUAAUAUACCUACUUUACCUUUACUUUAACAUACCUAUGCUGCACGAAAUUUAAAUUAGCUUUACGAACCUUUUAUAAUUUAUUACAAAUUUCUAGAUAUUAUCUAAUAUUUUACAAAAUUGUUCAUAUAUAAGUUUCUGAUAGUUGUAAUGUAAUUGCAUGCAAUUUGACAUUGUAGUAAGUCCAUUGCAUUUUUAACCCUUUAAGUGGCAAUGCGCCCUGAUACGCCCUACUUUAUUAUUUUACUCUGUCUAACGCCAGACGAUAUUACUCUUCAGAGGGAGAGUGCUGCCACUCAAUGGGUUAAACUAAAGAUGGAUCGUUAAAUCAUCAUAUAUUUUAGAAAUUGAUAGUUCGAGUCAAACUUCGAGAGUUAAAAGAAUUAAACUUCAUUAAUAAUUUUUUGCUGUUUUGCUCAAAAAAUGAAAAAUUAAAAACAAUUAAACAAUUCGUGUUGCCAUGGCUAACAUGACGUGAGCAACGCGCGCCUGCGUACAUUGGUGGCGUAAUUUAGAAUACUUCAUGUUAAAAAAUUGUUUAGGAAAAUAAAGGCGAGGGGUUGAUGCAUGCAUGUAUUUCUAGUUACUAUGGUAAACACUAUCGUUUAUAGAUACAACUAGAUAAUACUAUAGAAUCCCGAAAGUAGCUCCCCCUCCCGGAAGAAAAGUUGACCCCCCCAUCAAGAAUAAAACCUGGCGGACAACGUAUAAGUAACGACCCUUCGCCACUGUUUGAGAUUAAGCGGCGGAUACUGUAAAACCGUAAGUAAGCGGGGCCGCUACUUUCGGGAUUCUACGGUACGAUGUAUAAAAUAUGAGUCAAAUAAUAAAAAUAUCUAGGAAAUCCAUCAUCAGAAACGUAGUCAAGAUGUUUGUUACAUUUUCCAGAUAUUUUUUAUAUAUACAGGUAUAUAUUAGUUUAAGUCCUAGGAAUAAUAUAUAAUUAUAUAAGACUAUAAUUUAUAUAAGGCUUUAUUUAACAAUGAUUCGCCGAAGGCGAGGUGAUUAUCGGUGAAUAAAAACCGAGACGAUGUCGAUGUUUUUAUUCACGAUAAUCACCGAGCCUGAGGUGAAUAAUUGUUUUAGUAUAAUUUCAUAGGUGAUUAUUUGGAAAAAAAUACACAUUUCUUCGUCAUUUAAUUGACAAAACGGCUUUGGCUGCCAUUUCGAAAAUCGCUUAUAGGUGAUUACUGAUUCCAAUAAUUUACCGACUGGAAAACGCUAUUGACUGGAAAACGCUACAUUUACCGACUGGAAAACGCUACAUUCCAUGUAGGUUCGUGACCAUGAGGUCUGAGCACGAGUAAUAACUAUAAUUGUAAUUACUCCUUCAGGAGCAGUCAUAAAUUUAUAUUUAAAUAAUGUCCCUUCAAAUGCACUGGUAUUUUGAAUUAAAAUCUAGAUACAACCGAGUUGAAGUUCCUGUGGAGAUAGUUCCGAAUGAGGCCAUUAGUGAUGCUUGUCUUGAAGCAUUGGAACAACUUCCCGAUAUUUUGGGACAGGUAGAUAUAUAUCUGGUUGUACUACGCUUGUUUAGCUUUAAUGGGAUAGAUAAAACAACUCAAAGUAUGUGGGGGAAAAAUCGGCUAGCGUCUUGUUUUCAACUUACUUUUCGGUAUUUUCUUAGCCGGUAAUAAACGCUUUCUCGUUUGCACUCAGCGAGUAGGCUUGGGAUAGGGAUGCACGUAUAGGUUGUGCAUGGAAAUUCGGGUCAAUGUUUGUGCACCCCAUGAAUUAAUGUUGUUUUUUAUUAUAGGAAGAAGAAGAAGUGUUUCAAAAAACACUCAGGUAAAUUGACCAAAAACAAAUAGUAUAAACAUACUCAUAAACAUGCAUAAACCUACUUAACUAUAUACAGCACCUAUACUAAAUCCUCCGGCAAAACUACAAUGAUUGAAACACAAAAACGUUAUUGUGAAAUGGUACAGCCUCCGCAGGUAUCUCUUAGUCUAGGGGGGAUCAGGAAAACGUUUUUGACACCCAUAGAGAUGCUUGCAUGCGGAGGAGGCUACAGUGUACAGCGCUUUCUCAAGUUUUAAUAGAGCGCUGUUGAUUUCAUUACGAGUACAACUAUAUUAUUCUUUUUCGGGCCAAUUACGCCGUGUUUCACUGGCAAACUGACAGUAAUCCUCCUAAUCGGUAAGAAAUACUGUAAAGCUGUCAAAUCGAUGUGGAAAGUCAUCAGGAACUGCGUUCCUCGUAAAUACACUACGAAACCAAGUUGGUUCCUCGUAAAGAGACUACGAAACCAAGUAAUUCCGGAGAUGUUAAGAAAUUGGCUCAUGAAUUUAAUAACUUAAUUUUUUACCUCAGUGGGAAUAAAUACAUCAGCAACUGCAAUGGCAUUGGUGACUGCACAUGGACUAUACCUAUACUGAAUCCACCAACAUCUACCAAAAUACCUGAGAUCGGUCAGUUUUAUUUCCAUUCAGUAUCGUGUAGUGAAACAAGUAGGAUUGUUAUGUCCUUUUCAUCAACUAAGGCAUCAAGAUUUGACAAACUAUCAUGCAAUGGUUGUGAUCAAGGACGCCUUACCGUGCAUCCUUCUUACACUUACGCAAAUUGUUAAUUGCUCCCUGGAGAAGACAGGUGUUUUUCCAACAGCUUGGACGAAAGCAGAGGUUAUCGCACUUCUGAAGGAAGGUGGGAUUAUGAAAUUCCCAACAAUAAUCGGCCUGUGUCGUUAGUGGCUGCAUCUCAGAUCUGUGAACGCGUGGUAUUAAAGAGCAUAUUACUAAACAUCAAAGUGGAAAUAGGAAGUCACAUUCAACCGAAACAUUAAACAUGUUCAUCUCAGAUUUAAUUAUGGAUUGUAGAGAAGUGACUGAUUUACUCUUACUGGAUUUGUCUAAAGCUUUUGAUAGCUUAUAGAUCAUUCCAUUCUGCUAAGAAAACUUUCGAAUGUUGCAUUAUGUUGGAAUCUCGAAGACUGCAUGCGUUAGUUUGGUUUAAAAGCUAUUUGACAGGCAGGAGUCAAUCGGUACGUAUUGUGUCAGUGCGAUCCGAUGAAUGUGAAAUAACUCGCGGUGUUCCGCAGGGAUCGACAAUAGGACCGAUGUUAUUUAAUAAACUAUUUGCCUGGUGUACCAAAGGAGUCCAAUUUGGAGUCGGUGGAUGACUCAAAAAUAUAUUUAGCAUUUUCAAUCAUGCAGGGAUGCCGAGUGGGCAGCUAUGAAACUCGCAGAAGACAUGCGAAGAAUUACCGCCUGCUGCUGUCUUAACAGUUUGGUGGUGAAUCCAGAAAAAACUAAGAUGCUCAUAUUCGGUACUAGGUAUGGAAAUUUUCCUAUAACUAUCCUUGGUGAGAUUAUUACCCCAUGCUUGCUGUUGCAAAGGAUUUAUAGGGAUGAUAUCGGACUCAUGUUUGAGCUACGACGGGCAUAUCGCAAGCGUUGUUUCAUCUUGUAUCGCGGGAUUGGGCCGAAUUAGUAUAGGUAAUCACACGGGAAGGAGUGCAUUUAAUGAUUAACACUACGAGUGAUAUUUGAAAAAUGUGCCAAAAUUGCACGAGCGCCGAGGCGAGUGCAAUUUGGCACAUUUUUCAAAUAUCACGAGUAAUGUUAAUCAUUAAUUGCACGACUUGCCCGUGUGAUUAUUUAUUUAUUAUAUGCAUGACAAAAUCGCUUUCUUUAUAUAUCAACUGCAUUUUGUCAGGAGUUUUUAAUUCUUUUGUAAGCAAUUUGGUAUAAACAAACUUGGGAAAUGAUUAUAAACUCAUAAAGGCACAUAACUUAAACUAGAACACAAGAUUCAAACUCAAACAACAUAUUUUAGACUAAGAAAAUCUUUAUAAAUUAUAUUUCAAACUUACAUAGUCACGUUUCGCUGCAUCCCGCCAAGAUUAUUUCUUAAGACUGUUUUCUGGUAUUUUCCACAGGCUCUUUUUGCCAUACAAUGUUUCUUAAACUCAUUCUUGUGCCAAAAUUCAGUUAAAUUCGUCCACAUUUGUUAGAAAUACUUAUCUAAAUUUCGCCGCCAUAUUGGAUUUUGUUGUUUUGAUUUCCCGCUCCCCCCAGCCAUCAGGAAAAUCAUUAAUUGCACUCCUGGAGAGUGCAAUUAAUGAAAUAAUUGCACUCCUCUUAACCAAUCAGAUUGCAGUAAUGUUGUCAUGUAUAUAAUAAACAGAGUUAAACAUAUCUUUGACAGAAAAACAUUAAUUCUUAUUAUGAACUCCCUAAUUUUUAGUAAAAUGUAUUACUGCUCUGCUUUCUGGUUUAAAACAUCCCAAAGAAAUAUUGAAAAGCUUCAAGCGGUCCAGAACUUUGCUGCACUUAUUGUCACCGGAACAAGAAAAUACGAUCACAUGACUCCUGUUCUGCAACAACUGGGUUGUCUUCCAGUCAAAUAUAUGUUAAAACUAAGAAAAGCCAUGCAAAUGCUUGAAGAGGUUGGCACCAUCGUAUUUGUGUGAGAAGUUUCAUGUCAGGUCAGAUGUUCAUGACGUUAAUGCAAGGCAAAAGAACAUUUUGGAUAUUCCAAUGUACAGGUCAGCUGCGGGUCAACGAACAUUUCAUAAUGGGGCUGUGUCCUUGUGGAAUUCUCUGUCACAGUCUCUUAAAAACAUUGAUAGUUUGACUCAUUUUAAAAUAGAAUACAAACGUAUGUUAUUAGAAGAAUUCUUAACUGAAAGUAGUAAAACUCAAAAUUAGUUUUUAGAUAUUUUAGAUAUAGAAUUUCAUAUUUGUAAUUAGAUCCUGAAAAGCCCAAUUGGGAGUAUCUAAUAUUAUAUAAUAAUAAUAAUAGUAAUAGCAAUAGUAAUAGUAAUAGUAAUAGUAAUAGUAAUAAUAAUAAUAAUCAUGAUCAUCAUGAUCAUCAUGAUCAUCAUGAUCAUCAUGAUCAUCAUAAUCAUAAUCGUAAUCGUAAUCAUAAUCGUAAUCAAAAUCGUAAUCAAAAUCAAUUAGUUUUGGUGUUUACAGCAAUUUUACUCAACAUUUUGUUUUAUGUUUUUUUUAGUAACCUCAGACGGAAAAAUAAUCUUUUGACUACCGUGCACAACGGAGCAGGUGGGUUUCGGCCGAUCCAAUGGUGACUUUUUGUUGGUGAAAAUACGGCUAUAGGGACUGUGCAUUAUUGAUACCUAAUGUUGGUACUGAAGAAAGGCUAACAACAUUCAAACCGCUCUAAGCUAGGAUUACACGUGCGAUUUUUUUCUCGCGCGGGCAACGCAACGGGUCAAAUUUAAUCGCGUUGCCGGCGCAAGAGAAGUGGCAACACGUGCAACGAUUCUCUCGUUUGGUAAGACAAGUGCAAAGUCAGAUGGGUGACGUGUUCAGAUGGGCGACGGCUACGACUUUUUCCCGUCAAUAUGGGAUGGCGUAAGCAUACAACCUGCGUUCGCGCAAAAAUGAAUCUCGUAGUAGCUGCUAAAGCUCUCUACUAAAUAUUCCCAGGCAUAAUCAAGCAUAAAUUCAGUUGAUAUUGAGAAUUUGUUUAAGUGCUACGAUAGUUUGAAACAAGGUUACUUGUCGCUUAUUGUACAUCUAUCACAUGCAUAAACGUCCGCGCAAUCACCGGCUACACUUGGUCACAUGGGCCAGCUUGAUUAUCAAUUAUUGUUAUUUUGAUGAUUGCUGAUUGACUGUAUAACAAAGUUGAAACAAUGAAUUUACAACCAGGAAUACCUUUAUGGACUGAGAUUUGCAGGGAAAGGGGAUAUUUAACAGUUAUUCUACGAACUCGAGUCGAGUAUGAGAGUGAGUGGGAUAACUGUUUUAUUAUUUUCACAAGGUCUGAAUUCACAGACUUGUUGUACACAAAGUUAGUCUGAAAUAUUAUCUAUUUUUAACCAUUUAAAAUUUUUAAAAUUCAUUUGCUAACCUGUAAACAAUUUGUGGGUGUUUUUUCAUUGUGUUUUUAAUCCUGUAAAGGCUAUAAAAAGCGAACAACUUGCCGCUUUCUCGUUCGCAAAACGUCGGAAAUUCAGUUUGAGUCGCCAUUUUGUUUUUCUCUACAACAGGAUAUGAGUUAAUAUCCUGCUAGUAGAGAACCAAUCAGAUUGCAGAAUACCUCAGAUCCAGACCUUGUGUAUAUAAUAAAAAUUAUUCUUUAUUAUUAUUAUUAUUAUUAUUAGAUUUAUUAUCAUUAUUAUAAAUUUAUUAUUAUUAUUUAUUUUUAUUAUUUUAUUAUUAAAAUGUUGUUAAUAUAUUGUCAAAUUAUAAGAAAAUUGUUGUUCCUUAUAGUUUUCACAAAAUCAUUGUGUCAUGUUAUCGAAGUCAUGUGUGGACCAUUAAUGCAGACACUUGAAAACAGAUUGGAAAGAAAUGAGAGGAAGACUGAAGACCUUUUGAGAGAGAAAGAAGAAUUAGAACGAAGACUUGAAGCUAUCCGAAAUGCGUAAUUUACAAUUUUAAUCUUUAUCGGUGAAACUAGUGAAAUAGGCUAGGCACACGAUAAAACUAGUGAAAUAGGAACACAAUUAUCCCGCCAACAAGUAUUAAAUCGACAUAGUGAUAUAUCAAAUGCCAAAAAGUCGACUGAAGAAUGACAGUCGCAAAUAGUUUUGAGACAUUUUCACUGUCUUCAUUUGACAGUACAAUUAAGGCCUGGUUCUACGAAGCCAGGAUAGCGAACAAGUCUUUACAUUCAUUAAACAACAUAAUUACAAGUUUUCAACUUGCAACUGUUCAGGACUUCAUAAUAAUACGUACCAUAACAUUGAAAUGUACGUAAUUAGUAGCAUGUUUGUAGUGGACUGGAACACAGGGUACGUAUAUAUAAAUAUUGAGCACUCUGCGGAGUUGUUAAUGGAUGUCUAUUAGCGAUAAUGCAAAGCUCACUUCCCUUGUGGUCGUUCGAGCACUCUGGCUCCAUUACGUUCUGCGCAUGUCUGGAUGCGUUGAGUCACCGUGUUGUACCACAUGCCUUGGUGAGAGCAAGUUCAUGGGGUAUUAAUACGAGUGUCUCACGUAUCUAGACGUGUACCAAGCUGCACUGACGAGGCGUUGAACGCCGAAACAUGCAUGUCUGCAGA
This is a messenger RNA of Paramuricea clavata, 9884 nucleotides long. NCBI's taxonomy places the organism in Eukaryota, Metazoa, Cnidaria, Anthozoa, Malacalcyonacea, Plexauridae. The record is from the annotation of a GenBank genome assembly.